UGGGAAGACACUGGGGGAUAAGGGGAAGAUGAAAUUGCUCAGAAGACCCGAGUUGACCAAACGUCUGGUCCUGGUCCCCCUGGCUCACAUACUGAUCCGCACGCCAUGGUGCUUGACCUCAGAUAGAUCCCUGCUCAGCCUGUUUCCUAGCCUGUGAGGAGCGGAGUUAGGCCUAGCUCCUGGCUCCAAACUGGACACCCGCCCUUCCCUCACCUUCCUGUCAGCCCGAAGCUGCAGAGCCGUCCUAGGCCUCUGGCCCGCACCAGAGGAGGAGGACAGGAAAGUAGAGCCCAGGGCCCAAGGCUGUCCUGCUGGCGACGCCACCAUUCGUGAGCAGACGCGGCCGCUUUAAGGCGCGGUGACCCCACGACAUCCGCGGGCGGGGCGGGGACAGUGCGGGCGUCCGCGGCACCGGAGGAGGCGAACGUGAGGGCGGUAGUGCGCGGCGGCCAGCCCCACCAUGCUGACCGCGCUCGCCCGGCCGGCCCUGCCUGGGCUCCCAGGGCAGCUGCCUGCGGCCCCCGCCCGGCGUCAGGACUCCUCCGGUUCUUCAGGCUCCUACCACACGGCUCCGGGUUCUCCACAGCCCCCGGACGUUGGGCCGGACGCAGAGUGCCGGGCGAAUUGGCCCGGGGUGGCCCCUGCGCUGGGGGCGGGCGCGCAGCCUCGCCUGUCCGUCAGCGCCCAGAAUAGCCGCCAGCCGCUCCGGCCCGGCUCGGGUUUCCCGCGAGGCCCGGGCUCCGACCCGCGGCCACCCCAGCCCCAGCUGCGCAUGCUGCCGUCGGGGGAGAUGGAAGUCAUCUUCGGCGCCGGGGCCCUGUUCAGCCGCUCCGACGCGGCGGAGAGCGAGGUGCAACAACUCACCGCGCGGGCUUUCCGCAGCCUCUCUCCGCCCGGGCCCGCGACUCCGGCUCCCGCAACGCCGACGCCCCAGGCCCCCGACGGUGGCUCCCGCUGGGCCACUUACCUGGAGCUGCGGCCCCGCGGGCCGAGUCCUGGGACCCCAGCGCAGUUCGAGUGUGUGGAGGUGGCGCUGGAGGAGCGUGACGUGCACGCCAGGACCCGGACGGUGCCCAAGCGUCAGAUCGAGCUGCGCCCCCGGCCCCGGAGCCCCCCGCGGGAGGCGGGAGCACCGCGCCCCCGACUGCUUCUGCGCACUGGCUCCCUGGACGAGUCGCUGGGCCGCCUGCAGGAAGCCGCGGGCCUGGUGCAGACAGCACUGGCCAGAAAACUCAGCCCUGCGGCCCCUGCCCCGAGCAGCUCCACCUUCGGGCCCACGGGGCGGCCAGAGUGUGCGCCCCGGGAAACGGCCCGCACUACCCGAAAGGUCCUGGAGGAGGCCAGGUCUCGGCCGCCCCGCGUGCACAAUAGUUCGACCCCCACCAGGGCACCACGGCCGUGGCCCAGCCUCCGAGAGCGCGCGAUUCGGCGCGACAAGCCCGCGCCAGGGACCGAGCCGCUGGGUCCAGUUAGUUCCAGCAUCUUCCUGCAGUCAGGGGAGAAGACUCAGGAGGCGCACAGUCAGGAAUUCAAGACUCGGUUCCCGCGAGAGACUCUGGAUCGAACUAUCCUGAGGGCACAAAGUCCGCCUUUCGAGUCUACGGCUCCCCAAGAAGUUCCGAGUAAGGCUGGGAGGCCAAGGAGCCCGUCCCCGCUGUGGCAGGCUCCAAAUGGGAUCGUACGGGGUCCACACUGCCCGUCCCCCCAGAAUCUGCCCCCGUGGAAUCGGGCUAUUCGGAGGGUAAGUAGCCCGUCGUUCCCUGAGGCAUCCUCUGCAUGGGGAAAUCAGGAUCCCUCUGACGAGGAAACUGUCAGCAGAAGCCCUUCCCCACCAACGCUUUCCCAGUGGAAUCAGGGUGUUGUCAGGACAAGAAGCCCAUCCCCCGAAGCUCCCUCCCUAUCGGAGGUUCCACAACCGGCAUUGAGGAAUACCGCAGAGGGCUGUAGGAACCCAUCCCCACCGGCCCUGUCCUCAUGGAAGGCUCCAGAGCGUACUAAUGGGACGUGGAACCCAGCUCCCCAAGAGACGUGGGAUCGCACACUGCGGGGCUCAUCCAUAGUAUCUCCGUCGGAAGCUCUGAAUGGGAUAGGACAGGAGGAGCUGGAGCUGCCUAGGCCGUCGGCACCCGGGAUUCCCGAGCUCACAGAGGCGCAAAGUCCGUCCGCCCCGGAGAUGCGGGAUCUUGCCUGCAGAGCCAGUCAGCCAUCGCCAGAAGUGGCUGCACCUGAGCUGCCCCUCAGUCGCUUCGUGGGCACCCUGGAGGCCCAUGUGCGCCAGGAAGCCUUGGGCUCUGGAGAAGCCGCCUCGGGACGGCCGCGCGUGGCCAUCCCGCGGCCCCGCGACGUGCGCAAGAUGGUGAAGACCACGUACGCGCCAAGCUUUCCCUCGGGAACCCGAGCUUUGGGGCUGCCUGGGCCUCCUGCGGAACCCCGCGGGGAGGAGGGCGGCACAUCCAAGACACAAGAGUUCCAGGCGCUGGGGUCCCCAGCCCCAGCUCACUACACUUCUGUUUAUCUCAAGGACUUUCUUCCGGUCGUGACGCACCCCUACGAGCCCCCAGAGCCGUCUCCUGACACAGCGCCCAGGGACGCUUCGCAGCCCAACGGCGUCCUGCGGCGCAGAGCCGAGAACAGCACGGCAAAACCCUUCGCGCGCACUGAGAUCCGCCUGCCUGGUGCACUGGUCUUGGGCCGCCGGCCGGAGGGAACCGGGGGAGUUCUGGUGCGAGGGGCGAGCAGGGAGAACCGGGAUGCUGAGGCCCAGCGCCUGGUCCCCGGAGGAGAGGGGCGGACCAGCCCUCUGGGCGGCGCUCGCACCUCACCCCAGCAGUCUCCCAUAGGGCCAGCCGGGCCCCAACCACCCCGACCCCCCUGCCCGAGCUCCCCUCAGGCGCACCCUAGUUCGAGCCCUGGGAUAGCAACCAAAUUGGAGACGCCCCCUGCAGCCCCCGAGCCCGCGACUGCGGUCCAGUCUUCUCUCCCGCGGGAGCCCCAGGCGUCGACUGGCAGACCCGCCCCGCCCCAGCCCCGUGCUGCCUCGGCGCCUCCGAUGGACCGGUCCCCGGAUGGCCCCUUCCAGGGGGCGCGCAGGCCACCGGGGACCGCGUACGCGGGGAAGGUCCUGGUGGACCCCGAGAGCGGCCGCUACUACUUUGUGGAGGCGCCGCGGCAGCCUCGGCUACGGCUGCUCUUCGACCCCGAAAGUGGGCAAUACGUAGAGGUGCUGCUGCCGCCUUCGCCCCCGGGGCCACCCCGCCGCGUCUACACCCCGCUGGCCCUGGGCUCUGGCCUCUACCCGCCCGCCUAUGGGCCUAUCCCGAGCCUCUCAAUGCAGCCGUCCCCGGGCCCACCGGCCUUCAGCAGCCCCCACGUACCCUGGGCCUCCGAGGCGGGGCCCCUGGACGGGAUGUACUACCUGCCAGUGAGUGGAACCCCCAGCCCCGCACCUCCUCUGCUCCUCUGUGCUCCCCCCAACAGUUCAGGUUCAGCCCAGCCCGGCAAGGGGUCCUUGUUCCCAGUGUGAGGCCCCAAGGCCUGAUCCCCACGGUGUGUUUGGACCUGUUUCAUAGCCUUGGAGGUUCUGGCAUCCAGUCCCCUGCCCUCCUUUCCUUCUAUCACCCCUUCUUUUACCCAUCCCGUCCAGUCUUCACACUGGAAGUUACCUUCAGAGAGUGUACCAGACUUUGGGACUGAUGGAGCUGGGACUCAGAGAGUGGCUGCCUACUUCUCCCCCGACAAAAGUGUAUACUCCUUUCCCAGGCGUUCCCGGAGUGUGGUGUGUUUGUGUGUGUGUGAAAGUGAGGCAUUUCAGGAGUUGUUCCUAGGAGCUGACUUGAGGGCAUGUUGGGAGUCCACUAGGGGCAAUAAGAAAGAGAAUCAGCAGAGGACAGGGCUGCCCCCAGAGGCAGUGAGCUGUCACCCCCCCACCCGGAAGGUGGACCCCGCUGAGGAGGAGCAGGCUAGGGAGCAUUGGUGGAUGGAGGGAGGACUCUGACUAGCAACUCUGUUAUUAUUUGGAAAAGGAUCUGAGCAGCGGCCUGGGAGGCUGUGUGGGAAAGUGGCCAGUGCAGCCCCUAGGCCAGGCUGGAUCUGAGAAAGUGAGCUGCGGGGACAGCAAGUGGAGAUGGAGCAGGGACGUAACAUGGAAGGGGCUAUGGAGGGUCAGCCUGGGGACGGGGGUUGGGUGGGAAGGCAGCUGUAGUCUCCAGCCGGGAGCCCCACUUCUCAUCUUCCCCUCAACCUCAGCAUCUGACUGGGCCUCUCAAAGCCCUCAGAGCUGAGCGGGCUCCUCCUGGGGCCAGGAGUGGAGGUUUAAGGCAUUCCCACCUGGGGUGCGGGACAGAUGAAGUGAAUCAUCAGGAAGGUCUUACAAGCAGGGAGGAUGGUUAAGCCUCAUGACCCGUCUGGGUGUAGUGGAGGGUGGGUUAGGGCUGGCAGUAGAAGGGAUGCCAUGGGGGUGAAGGGCAGGGCAGGGAGACUUGGAGCCCUCAGCUGGUUCCACUUCCUCAGCAACAGAUGUGGCAACCAUGCCCAGAGAGGGCCUGGCUCAGCAGGCUAGUCAGGCAAGGAAGGAACAGGACCCAGGGCCUGUGUUCUAAUUGCCUUGAGAUUGUCGGAGCCUCUGAGGAGGGCCGGGAGAGAUGCAUGGGGUAGGAGGUGCUCUUCCGGGAGGCGUUCUGUGUGUAGGUCUGACCUUGAAGUGGCAGAGCCUUGUUAACUGUUAUGUGAUGAGUUUGGGGAGGAACAGAUCCCAUUAGAAGCGGUCGUUAGUGAUGGAGAUUGACGUCUUACUUAAGUUCCAGUCCCUUGAAGUCCCUGCCUCCCUGCCUUAGGCUGGAAGCUGACUGGGAGAACUGUGAGUCAGAAGAAACUGAACAACUUCUCAUGGCCAGAGGGGCUGGUUCUGGUCACAUGAAGGGCCUGGGGCCCCUCUUGGUUCCCUCACCUCAUCCUGGUGUGCAAUAAAUCACUGACCCAAUGAGCCACAAUGCUUGGAACAGUUGGUGCAAGUUUUCUGAUUUCCUGCUGUGACCUCUAACACCCCUACAAUGCUCUUCCAUGCCUGCGUAUGGCCUGGGUGGAGAGGGCUCCAGGGAAGGGGCCCAUGUGUGUCUUUCAUGCGCUGUGGCAUCCUUGCCUCCGCAAACUUGCCUCCCAGGGAGGGAGCCCUAGGCUGGCAACCACGCCUGUGGCCUCAUUCUCCCUGGUGGCUGGGUGGUCACUGGGCUUUGGCGUUAAUCAGGCUUGGGUUCUAACUUCAGUAUGGCCCUUCUAGCUGUAUGGUCUUGGAUUCAUCACUUCUCUCUGAGCCUUCAUGUGCUCACAAAAAUGACACUCACUAACCACCUCUUCCCCCAAGGUACUCAGUACAGCACCCACAGAGUGGCCAGAUUCCAGGACAUGGGAGGGUCAGCCCCAUGUGUCCUUGCUCAGGCCCAGCCUCCCUCCUUACGUCAUCAUUCCCUAUCUGUGAAAU
Ailuropoda melanoleuca (giant panda) is the source of this 5476-nucleotide messenger RNA. It is a transcript of the gene PROB1, whose product is annotated as proline rich basic protein 1. NCBI's taxonomy places the organism in Eukaryota, Metazoa, Chordata, Mammalia, Carnivora, Ursidae. The transcript has a single exon. Bases 461 to 3523 code for a protein of 1020 amino acids. The record is from RefSeq and is a predicted model, not a curated record. Gene Ontology annotation, cellular component: nucleoplasm.